Molecule: messenger RNA, 744 nt
Organism: Aspergillus oryzae RIB40
Lineage: Eukaryota; Fungi; Ascomycota; Eurotiomycetes; Eurotiales; Aspergillaceae
Gene: grpE
Product: mitochondrial nucleotide exchange factor MGE1
Exons: 3
Coding region: 1-744 (247 amino acids)
Biological process (GO): protein import into mitochondrial matrix; protein folding
Cellular component (GO): PAM complex, Tim23 associated import motor
Molecular function (GO): protein homodimerization activity; protein-folding chaperone binding; adenyl-nucleotide exchange factor activity
Source: RefSeq, a predicted model, not a curated record
AUGUUCCAACGCACCAUCCUCAGACAGGCUCAAGCCGCCCGCUCUCUCCUCUCCGUCCGAUCGACGUCUUCAGCACCAUUGGCGCUCCGCCGCACGUCACAAUUCCAGCCGCAAUCCCUCCGUCCACUUGCUCCUUUGCCUGGCUUGCGCAACUACUCCACAGAGAACAAGGCCGAGGAGGACAAGCAGGAGAAGAACGAGAAUGCUGAAUCGGAGUCCCAGAACACCGAGGAUGCCGUCCGCAAGGAGCUUGAAAAGAAGGAGAAGGAGGUUGUUGAUUUGAAGGACAAGUAUGUCCGCUCCGUCGCAGAUUUUCUCAACCUCCAGGAGCGCACCAAGCGUGAUAUGGACAACGCGCGCAACUUUGCUAUCCAGCGUUUUGCCGUUGAUCUUCUUGAGAGCAUUGACAACUUCGACCGUGCCCUUCUGGCUGUGCCCGAGGCCAAGCUCAACUCCAACGAGCCUGAACAUAAGGACAUUAGGGAUCUCGUCUCCGGCCUGAAGAUGACCCAGAACGUCUUGAUGAACGCCCUCAAGAAACACGGUCUAGAGAGGUUCGAUCCCAGCGAGCCUGCUGAAGACGGCAAGACCCAGAAGUUCGACCCCAAUAUGCACGAGGCUACCUUCAUGGCCAAGGCUGAAGGCAAGGAGAACGGUGAUAUCAUGUACACUCAGAGCAAGGGCUUCAGGCUGAACGGACGUGUCUUGAGAGCUGCCAAGGUCGGCGUUGUCAAGAACGACUAA